GAGCUGACGCAAGCACCAACGCAAGCACCAAUGCAAGUGCCGACGUGAUCCCCGAUGCCACACCGGAAGACAACGCGGCAGGGAAGGAGGAAGCCCAGGCGGAAGCCACGCCCACCGAAACCCCAGCGGCCGAACCAACUGCUAAGCCCAAGCCGAACGCUACGACUUUCUAA
Molecule: messenger RNA, 173 nt
Organism: Symbiodinium pilosum
Lineage: Eukaryota; Dinophyceae; Suessiales; Symbiodiniaceae
Source: the annotation of a GenBank genome assembly